Messenger RNA from Penicillium pulvis, 588 nucleotides. Its product is annotated as bZIP transcription factor. Gene Ontology annotation, molecular function: RNA polymerase II cis-regulatory region sequence-specific DNA binding; DNA-binding transcription factor activity, RNA polymerase II-specific. The record is from RefSeq and is a predicted model, not a curated record. Gene Ontology annotation, biological process: regulation of transcription by RNA polymerase II. The coding region runs from base 1 to 588 and encodes 195 amino acids. NCBI's taxonomy places the organism in Eukaryota, Fungi, Ascomycota, Eurotiomycetes, Eurotiales, Aspergillaceae. The transcript has a single exon.
AUGAACCCCCCGCAAUCCUUGGUUGAUUCCUCAUUCCCUUUCAAUCCCCUCUGGGCAAUGCCAACAAAUAGCCUAAAUCCACCGCCCGAAUUCCAAUCCAACCCUCAAACCAUCCAACCUCGCCACUACACGCAUUCUACCAUGCCUCGCCCACAGGUCCCCUCCGUGAGAGAAAAGCAACUCGAACGGAAUCGCAUUGCUGCGAACAAAUGUCGCGAAAAAAGAAAGCAAGAGCAUGCGAGAAUGCAAAAUGCCCUGGACAUCGAAGCAGCCCGACACAAAAACCUGAAAGCCGAGGUGGGGGUUCUGAAGGAAGAAAUUUGGUAUCUCAAAAACCAGCUCUUUGUUCACGCCAAAUGUGACGAUCAGUUCAUCAAUUCCCAACUGGACGAGAUGGCUAGUCGAUUUACACAUGGCGCAGGCGACCCGUUUCGAUGCCCUUCGCCUUCAUUUUCGGUUAGUACGCGGUCGGACCAGUCCGUAGUGGAUCAUGGGACGGCGUCAAAGACGGCAAUGGAUAGAGAGAAGGCACGGGAAUUCUAUGGUGGUGGAUUGUUUGAUAGUUUUGUUGAUGUACCGAAUAUGUGA